CCGAGCGGCUGCGUAUAUAAACCUGAAGGAGGAAGGAAGGUGCAACAAGUGAUGGACAUGAUGAAGCCGUCGGUGUUGUUGCUGCUGCUCCUGUUGGCUCGAUCCUCAGCCGGUCCUCUGGACAUCGGGACCGACCCGGAGCCGGCGAAUGUCUCCUCCAGGAACUCGGAUGUAAAAGGAGAUCCUGAAGCCGCCGCUGACAGAUCAAUGCCAACAGAUGGGCCUCCGGUGCCUGUUGCUAAGCUAAGGCUGAAGAGGCAGGUUCAGUCCUCCUUCAUGUCUGGCUCUGAACUGGAGUGGGUGACCUGGAACAACUCUCUCCCAAACGACGCAGUUUCAAUUUACAAUGAUAAAUUUGAUCGCAAUGAUUAUGUCUGCAAAUACAGGUGUGAGGCGGGCUUUUACACCCCCAGCAUGGGUUCUUAUUGUCAGUAUCCAAAUGCAAAAAAAAAAUUAAGUUCUGGUUCCCCGUUUGAGAUCCUGGUGAAUAAAAACAACUUUGAGAUCCUGGAGUGGAAAGAGGGUUCGUCCGGUUCAGUGCCCCAGAAUUCAGUCAGAACCUGCUCAAAGGGGAAUAUAUAUGUAGGGAAGAACAAAUAUGGACUUGGGAAGGUUGCUACUAAAGAGAAGCACUUCUACCUGCCAUGGAAGGGUUCUGUUUAUUCGUACAGCUCCUACCAGGUCCUGACCACCAACGAUGAUAUAAUCAAUCAGCAGGUCUACGAUGUCAGGUACAUCACUGAUGAGUCUCAAAUCUUCCUCUAUCCUCCAGAGACCAUGCGGAAAACCUCCGUCAGUAACUAUGAAUGCCGCUUACUGGUGAAAACGGACUCCCUUUCAAAAACGUAUCAGGUGGAGCACAAGUGGGACAUCUCCGUUUCGCUCAAAGUUGGUAUUGAAAUGACCUUCACAGUCAGCCUCCCAUUCAUCGUCUCCGAAAGUUUUAGGUUCAGCAGCGAGAUGACGUUCCAGUACUCCAUGGGAAAGAUGGUGACUGAGGCCAUGACCAGUACAGCUUCUGUGCAGAUCACCGCUCCGCCAAACAGCUCCUGCAUGGUUAAGAUGGUGGAGUACAAGUAUAAACUGGACAUCCCGUUCACGGCGAGCCUCAGACGCACCUACGCCAACGGGGAGGUCCGCAUCACGUCCGUUACCGGGAAGUACGACAGCGUUCAGGUUGGAGAAGUCCGGGCCGUGGCGGACCGAUGUGAACGUCUAGAGGACUCCAAGCCUUGCCUUGAAAUAUAAAAGGUCCAACACAGUUUAUAGUUUUUAGUCCAAACACGUUGGUUAUUGGUUGGAAGAUGUCUAACUUCAACAAUCAGAGUGCAUUGGAUGUUUCCAGCUGUAAACUAACACCAACGGUUUCCUCCCAACAUAAUCUGUCAUUGGUUUCAUCGGUCAUCCCGGAGAGUCUGACAUCACGCAGCUGAAUGUUUCAGGCUUUUUUCUUUGCACUUCCAACCUUUGAUGAAAUCUGUCUCUUCAUGAAUUUGAUCUAAACUAUUGUAAUCCACUUUUUAUUCCUGUCUAAAUGAAUGGUUUUAUAUAUAAUAAAAACCUUGUGACCAGU
Messenger RNA from Cyclopterus lumpus (lumpfish), 1573 nucleotides. Its product is annotated as natterin-3-like. NCBI's taxonomy places the organism in Eukaryota, Metazoa, Chordata, Actinopteri, Perciformes, Cyclopteridae. The record is from RefSeq and is a predicted model, not a curated record. Bases 52 to 1248 code for a protein of 398 amino acids. The transcript has 3 exons.